Messenger RNA from Sceloporus undulatus (fence lizard), 1104 nucleotides. RefSeq names its product olfactory receptor 14A16-like. Gene Ontology annotation, cellular component: membrane. Gene Ontology annotation, molecular function: olfactory receptor activity; G protein-coupled receptor activity. Lineage: Eukaryota; Metazoa; Chordata; Lepidosauria; Squamata; Phrynosomatidae. Gene Ontology annotation, biological process: G protein-coupled receptor signaling pathway. The record is from RefSeq and is a predicted model, not a curated record.
CCCCUAUGUACUUUUUGCCUGUAAUGUCUUUUGGAUCAAUUUCAGUAACUAUGCUUAAGAACUGUUUUUCUUCUCCCUGUCUUUGAACAGGUUGCCUUCAUGCACCUUAAGGAGCAACAAUUAAUAAAUCAGACGUCUCUAUCAGAAUUUAUUCUCUUGGAAUUCUUUACUGUUCGGAAACUGCAGAUUCUACAUUUCAUUGCAUUCCUCAUCUUCUUCCUGGCAGCAGCUGCAGGGAAUCUCCUUAUCGUUGCUGCAGUAGCAUCUGACUACCAUCUACACACCCCCAUGUACUUUUUUCUGAUGAACUUGGCCAUACAGGACAUGGGACAAGUUUCAGUCAUUAUUCCCUUAUCCAUGGCUAACUCCCUUAUGAACGACAGGCGUAUUUCUUAUUCUGGGUGUGUUGCUCAAGUCCUUUUCUAUAUCUUCUUUUUAUCAUCUGAUUUCUUUCUUCUCACAGUCAUGGCGUAUGAUCGGUAUGUUGCCAUUUGCAAUCCAUUACAAUAUGAGAUGGUAAUGAACAGGCAAGCCUGCUUUCAGAUGGUAACUACUGUAUGGAUCGGCAGCUUAUGCUAUGGGAUUUUACACACUGUCGGUACCUUUACACCCCACUUUUGCUCCAAUGUUGUCAAUCAGUUUUUCUGUGAAAUCCCACAGUUACUUAAGCUUACUUGCUCCGAUUUAUACCUUUUUGAAAUUGGAGUAGUUUUGUUAGGUGUUAUUGUUGGGGUAGGAUGCUUUAUUUUUAUUGUAGUAACCUAUGUGCAUAUCUUCACAGCAGUGCUGAGAAUCCCUUCUGCACAGGGAAGGGAAAAGGUUUUCUCAACUUGCCUUCCCCAUCUCAUCAUUUUCUCCAUAUUUAUAUUCACCGGAGGUUUUUCCUAUCUCAGGGCCACCUCCGCUUCUCCAUCAUCUUUUGAUUUGGCCUUAACCAUGGUCUAUUCCAUGGUUCCACCCUUAAUGAAUCCUGUAAUCUAUGCAAUGAGGAACAAAGAUAUAAAAAAUGCUCUGUCUAAGAUAUUAUCACUUAGGUACUUUUCUAAAUAUUUCUUCCCCAGUCUUUCAGCACAGAUAGUGGAUAAUUUAAAUAAAUGUAGUUAA